CCUCUGGCCAGGAAAGAACGGUAUUCAAAUUUGACUUGGAAGACAGAGUUAAAGGCUAAGUGUCCAUUGGGGCUAGGGUCAUUUUAGGCAGAGAAAGACCCGGAGGCCAAAGUCACCGAGGUCACUCCAACAAAAAUGCGUCUCAACUCCACACCAGCUUCGAAGGAGCACCCUCAAAUAUCUUGGCGGUGACUGGGUUUCCUUCGGUCAUAGAGUCCACGUCUUAACUCACAUCUUCCUGCAUGCCCACAUCUCCCUCAUCACACAUCCCACACUCCCUCCCACAUAACCCCAAGGGGUGGCUGCGUCAGGGACCGGCUCUCUGGCCCCACCUCUCGCCUGCCCUCCGCCUCUAGGGGGCAGGGCCCACCUGUGCCUGGGGGCGGGGCCGAGGCGGGGGGCGGGGCGGGACAGGUAGGGUGUAAGGUAGUGUUUGGAGCCGAGAGAAAGCGCCCAAACUGCAGCAAGCGAGCGCAGGAGCCGGCGGCCACUUAGGAGAGCCUCCUGGGCAGGGUGCAGGAGCGAGCGGGGAGGGAGGGAGGUGGCGGGCCUGCGACGAGGAGAGGCGUGGAGUGGACACUUGGGGAGGAGGAGCCGGGCUCCGCGGCCGGAGAGAGACCUGCGAGGCGCCCGCGCAGCCGAGGGACCCCAGCGCGCAGAGCAUGAGCGGCCAGCCGGCUGGAGAGCGACCCGGGGAGACUGCUUGCGCGCCACGCUGAGCGGCGGAACCGGGUCGGGGCGGCGGGUGCGGGGUAGCCAGUGCUUGGGCGGCGGGCCGGGCGCAGAGCCAUGGGGAGCCCCCGCGCUGCGCUGCUGAUGCUGCUCCUGCGCCCCAUCAAGCUGCUGAGGAGGCGCUUCCGGCUGCUGCUGCUGCUCGCGGUGGUAUCAGUGGGACUCUGGACUCUGUAUCUGGAGCUAGUGGCGUCAGCCCAGGCUGGCGGGAACCCCCUGAAUCGCAGAUACGGCAGCUGGAGAGAACUGGCCAAGGCCCUGGCCAACAGGAACAUCCCCGCUGUUGAUCCAAAUCUCCAAUUCUAUCAUCCCCAGAGGCUGAGCCUCAAGGACCAAGAAAUUUCCCAAAGUAGGAGUAGGAACAGUAGCUACCUAAAGUGGAACAAGCCCGUCCCAUGGCUUUCUGAGUUCCGGGGCCAUGCCAACCUGCAUGUGUUUGAAGACUGGUGUGGCAGCUCCAUCCAACAGCUCAGGAGGAACCUGCACUUCCCGCUGUACCCCCAUAUCCGUACAACCCUGAGGAAGCUGGCUGUGUCCCCCAAGUGGACCAACUAUGGUCUCCGCAUAUUUGGCUACCUGCACCCUUUUACCGAUGGGAAGAUCCAGUUUGCCAUCGCUGCAGAUGACAACGCCGAAUUCUGGCUGAGUCGUGAUGACCAGGUCUCAGGCCUUCAGCUGCUGGCCAGUGUGGGCAAGACAGGAAAGGAAUGGACAGCCCCCGGAGAGUUUGGGAAAUUUCAGAGUCAAAUUUCCAAGCCAGUGAGCUUGUCGGCCUCCCUCAGGUACUACUUUGAGGUUCUGCACAAGCAGAAUGGUGAGGGUACCGACCACGUGGAGGUUGCGUGGAGACGGAAUGACCCUGGAGCCAAGUUCACCAUCAUCGACUCCCCUUCCUUGUCCCUCUUCACAAAUGAGACCAUCCUAAGGAUGAAUGAGGUGGGCCACAUCCCACAGACAGCAGCCAGCCACGUAAGCUCCUCCAACACUCUUCCCAGGGAUGAGCAGCCCCCAGCUGACAUGCUGCGGCCUGACCCUCGGGACACCCUCUAUCAAGUGCCGCUCAUCCCCAAGUCCCAUCUGCGCCAUGUCCUGCCCGAUUGUCCCUACAAACCCAGCUACCUGGUGGAUGGACUCCCGCUGCAGCGCUAUCAGGGCCUCCGCUUUGUUCAUCUGUCCUUUGUUUAUCCCAACGACUACACCCGUCUGAGCCACAUGGAGACCCACAAUAAAUGCUUCUACCAUGAAAGUGCCUAUGACCAGGACAGGUCCAGCUUCCAGGAGUAUAUCAAGAUGGACAAGCCAGAGAAGCAGGGCCUGGAGCAGCCAGGUUUUGAGGAUGGCCUUCUAGAAGAAUCCCAGUAUGAAGAAGCAGAGGAAAUCCCUGCCUCCCAAGACCAGGAUCCUGGGACACAAGGAAGAAAACAAAGGACUACUUCCACCCCAGGGCUGGGUGUCACUGAAUACCACCUCCGGAAGCUCUUGGCUCACCCACAGAGUGGCCCCUUGGCACCUCUUUCCAAGCGGAACUCUACCCCUCCCUUUCCAACAAGGACUAAUGACAGCCCAGGCCAGCAGCCGGAGAAAAGGAAGGGGAAAAGUCGCCCUGUGCCCAGCCAAGAUUUAUCUCAUUCUGACAAGGGGACCCUGAGGAACCUGCCUCUCCUUCAGAGAGCCAGACCCACUGGGGACAGUCCCGGGAAGACGCUUGAGCAGUCUCAGUGGCUGAAUCAAGUGGAGUCCUACAUUGCUGAGCAGAGAAGGGGUGACAGGAUGGAGUCCCAGGCCCCCAGCAGGGGCUGGCACGGAGAGGAGGACGUGGUGGUAGCAGCAGGCCAGGAAAGAGAAGUGGAGGAAGAGGAAGAGGUGGAAGAAGAAGAGGAAGAAGAUAUGAGUGAGGUGUUCGAAUACGUACCUGUGUUUGACCCGGUGGUGAACUGGGACCAGACCUUCAGUGCUCAGAACCUCGACUUCCAAGCCCUGAGGACUGACUGGAUUGAUCUGAGCUGUAACACAUCUGGCAACCUGCUGCUUCCGGAGCAGGAGGCCCUGGAAGUCACACGGGUCUUCCUGAGAAAGCUCAGCCAGAGGACCCGGGGGAGAUACCAGCUGCAGCGCAUCGUCAAUGUGGAGAAGCGCCAGGACCGGCUGCGUGGAGGGCGCUACCUCCUGGAGCUUGAACUGCUGGAAGGCCAGCGCCUGGUGCGCCUCUCAGAGUACGUGUCCACUCGAGGCUGGCGGGGGAGUGACAGCACUGGUGGGGAGGACACGGAAGCCCGGAACCUGCAGGGCCUGGUCUGGAGCCCACGCCGUCGCAGACACGUGCUGAAUGUCCAGGAUCCAGAGCCAAAGCUGUGCUGGCCCCAAGGUUUCUCCUGGAACCAUCGAGCUGUGGUCCACUUCAUUGUGCCUGUGAAGAACCAGGCUCGCUGGGUGCAGCAGUUCAUCAGAGAUAUGGAGAGCCUGUCCCAAGUCACUGGCGACCCACAUUUCAACGUCAUUAUCACCGACUAUAGCAGUGAGGACAUGGAUGUGGAGAUGGCGCUGAAGAGGUCUAGGCUGCGGAGCUACCAGUACAUGAAGCUGACUGGAAACUUUGAGCGCUCCGCUGGACUACAGGCUGGCAUAGACCUGGUGAAGGAUCCACACAGCAUCAUCUUCCUCUGUGACUUGCACAUCCACUUUCCAGCAGGAAUCAUCGAUACCAUCCGGAAGCACUGUGUAGAGGGCAAGAUGGCCUUUGCCCCCAUGGUGAUGCGGUUGCACUGUGGGGCCACCCCACAGUGGCCUGAGGGCUACUGGGAGGUCAAUGGAUUUGGACUGCUUGGCAUCUACAAGUCAGACCUGGACAAGAUCGGGGGCAUGAACACCAAGGAGUUCCGAGACCGCUGGGGAGGCGAAGACUGGGAGCUCCUGGACAGGAUCCUCCAAGCAGGCCUGGAAGUGGAUCGGCUCUCCCUCAGGAACUUCUUCCACCACUUCCAUUCCAAGCGAGGCAUGUGGAACCGCCGCCAAAUGAAGAUGCCAUGACCCCCAGGGACAGCUGCUUCCAGCUCCUUGACUUGCAGUUGACCUCGAGGAGGGAAUACGAGGAACAGAAGCCUCAGCGCUAAUUGCCCUCUCCACCAGGAGCUGUCCCUUCAUGCAGGGACGAGUGCUGAGGCCCCUCUGCCACUCACUGAGUUGACAGAUGCAUAGGAUGGGCAAUGAGGUCAAGAAGAAAACACCUGCUUGAAUAGAAUACCAUCGUGUCCACAAAGGUGCAUUCCUAGGCCCCCGGCGCUCCUCACGGGGAGUACUGACCAUGAACCAGAAACUUCAACGGGACAGAUUUUAUUUGGGGUGGAGGUGUGUGUGUGUGGGAUAAUUUUUAACAGAGUAUGAAGACUUUUGUCUAGACCCAGCACUGACUGGGAGUGAAGCUGUGCAUAGCUGAUCUCAGACCCACUGAGGUGCUGGUCCCGUGCGGAAUACCUCAGCUCCAGGCUCAGUCUGUGCCUUCCAAACACACACAUUUCUCAUGGUAGCCACUGAACAGCUGGCCACCAACUCGGGUAUUAGCCCAACUCCUACAGAUGGAGAGUUCUUUGUGGAAGGCCAACAUCGGUGGCAUCUUCCUUCUGCAACGGGGUGCAGGGUGAGUAUGAGUGGGCAUGGGCCCAUCCUCCUGAGAGUCCGACAUGUGGGCUGUGUGGAGGAGAGGCCGUGCAGGCGGAGAAAUGCCCUUCCUCCUUUAUCUCACCUGCCAGGGAAGACCUGGAGAUGAUAGGGAGGUGCCACCAAAGGUGGCGUGGAUAGGCCCUCAACUGCUUAAGUGAGAAUUUGGGAGGGACUCAAGCAGGGGGAGAAAAAGGGAAGAAAAUGUAUACUGUAAGCUUAGCACUCCUGUGGCUUCGCCUUCCUGCGGAGAGAGCCCCAGCCUCCUGGCCCUGAGAAGAUGAGGUGAAACCUGGCCAUCUGAUAAGGGGCAGGGUAACGUAUGGGGGACGGGGCAGGAAGAACCGAAAGAUGGUGAGUUUCGGGGGACAAUAGCCGUAACCUUUUCUGUCUUUGGCUACCCCUUCUGUCCCCUGAUGUCACAUACUUAUCUUGCACUAAUAGUCCCAUUGCUCCAUGGCUGGGACUUUCUACUGUUACUGCUGCUGCUGCUGAUUCGCCAGUGGUGCGUUGGAUGCUCGGGUAUUAAACCCAGUCUGUGAAGAGGGCUCAGCGCAGCGCCUUUGCUGCCUGGAGAAAGGGCAGCACUCCGCAGAGCCUGCCUACCAUGCUGUGAACGAAAGCGCGGCAUUUGGAGCUGCAGGACCCACAUGGUGGGCUCUGUGAGUGCCAAGAACGGUUUGGCACAUGCAAAGUGGGACCCCCCCCCCCAAACCCCCCGGGCCUUGCCCUUAGGCAAUCAGAAGGACAGGGUGGUUCUGUUUAUGGGUUGUGGCUCUUUCUCAGUCCCGCUCAGGCCUUCUGCCCUUUAGAAAAGGCACAUAGGAAGCAGGCUAGGGCUGCAGUGGGACAGCUGGAGUGCCAGGCUUCUCUCUACAGCCAUAGAUUCUUGGAAUUGUGCUGGAAGGCCAGAGCCAGUCCCAGCAGCCCUCCUGCUCUGUUUCUGAGGACUGGAAGCCCCCUGGGCCUUCCCCCCCACCUCUGCGCAUCACCUCCCUCCCAGGUCUAGUGCCUUGUGUUUGAUGUCUGUUACCUCCUUACCAUCUGCCUUAAGGGAGAGGAUAAUGCUGUGGGGAAGGGGAGGGAAGAGGGCCUCAACUCAGCAUCGUAGGAAACAAAGGCUGUUUUCCUGUUGCCCAAGAGCCAGGGAACCACACUCUCGUCCCUCAGCUCUCUGCUCCGUGACAGGCUAAGGACUGUCCGUGGCCUUCCGCCUUGGUGCUUGCCGGCAGAAAGGACAAGCUUCCUGUGCUGCAGUGUGCUUGGGAAGGACACCGCACUGUCCUGACUGUGUCACGGUCUCAGCAGCCCAGGUUAGUGGAGGUCACAGCCUCACUAGAGAGGCUUCUCCCUGCCUGGGGACCGUGCAGCUGUAGUCCCAGCACUCGGGAAGCUGAGCCAUGAAGAUCAGGCGUGCAGGGCUAGCCUAGGCUACUUAACAAGAUGCUGUCAAAGUAAAUAAACACAGGAAAAAUCUUUUCUGAGUGAAUUGAAGGUGCUCUAUUGAUGCUUUGCAAGUAUGAGUUGGCCCUCCUAGUUGCCUAUGACCUAGGCAAUUUUUUAAUUUUUAUUUUUUUCAGGAUUUUUUUAAAAAUUUUAUUUUAUGUUCAUUGGUGUUUUGCCUGCAUGUAUGUCUGUGUGAGGGUGUAAGAUCCUCUGGAAUUGGAGUUACAGACAGGUGUGAGCCACCAUGUGGGUGCUGGGAAUUGAACCCGGGUUCUCUGGAAGAGUAGCCAGUGCUCUCAACCACUGAGCCAUCUCUCCAGCCCCCAUUUUCAAGAUUUUAUUUUAUGUGUAUGGAUAUUUUGCCCGCAUGUGUAUCUGUGUACCAUCUGAGUGCCUGGUGCCCAUGGAGGCCAGAAGAGGGCAUCAGCUCCCCAGGAACUGGAGUUGCAGAUGGUUGUGAGUCACCAUGUGGGGGCUGGGAAUUGAACCGAGAUCAUCUGGAAGAGCAGGCAGUGUUAACCACUAAGCCAUCUCUCUAGUACCCCAUUUAAAAAAAAAAAAGUUUUAGACAGGUUUAAAGGUGCCUUUAACCCCAGCACUCCAGAGGCAAAGGCAAGUGAAUCUCUGUGAGUUCAAGUCCGCCUGGUCUGCAUAGUUACAUGGUGAGGCCUUGUCUCAAAAAAACAAAAACAGAAAACAAAAAUUAAAGUUAAACUUUUUCAUUUAAAGUGUGUGUGGUGUAUGCAUGCCACGUGUAGGUCAGAGGGCGGCUUUCAGUGGUUGGGUCUCCCCCACCCCAUACCAUAUGGAGUCCUCAGGCUUGGCAGCAAGCACCUUUACUCACUGAAAAUUUGUAUUCUUGAAACAUUACACCAUUAGUGUGAAAAGUACAGUAGGUUUAGAGUAGAGUCUUUCAAAGCGUGUGUGUGUUCAUCAGUCCAGAGCUCAGUGACC
Peromyscus californicus insignis is the source of this 6786-nucleotide messenger RNA. It is a transcript of the gene B4galnt3, whose product is annotated as beta-1,4-N-acetyl-galactosaminyltransferase 3. NCBI's taxonomy places the organism in Eukaryota, Metazoa, Chordata, Mammalia, Rodentia, Cricetidae. Bases 790 to 3759 code for a protein of 989 amino acids. The transcript has 20 exons. The record is from RefSeq and is a predicted model, not a curated record. Gene Ontology annotation, cellular component: Golgi cisterna membrane. Gene Ontology annotation, molecular function: acetylgalactosaminyltransferase activity.